UGGACUGUCGACAUCAAAUUACUGGGGGGCGCGCAAUGGCUGCGUGUGAAACGUCCCUUGUUACAUCUUCGGGUGCUAUCCGAAAAAUAACCUCCGGGUGUACCAUGACACCCACCAAUAAUCCGACAGUGUGCUCUGGUAAAUCAAUCCCUUGGCAACAAAGACUCUUUGGUAAAAACUUGUUAUACUGCAAUCAAAUAAAAAAGCCAGAUGAUGAUUCCAAAUCCUCCAGCGUUGAUGUGAGCAGUUUUAUCAGCGAAUCUGGUGGUUCUACGUGCGAAGUGAUCGGUGUUUACUUCAGCUUCAUUAAUGCAAGUGCCACGUGCGAUGAAUUUACUAAACAAUUGUCUGAUUUGUAUGCUCAUGUCAAUUCUAUUGUUGCGAUCAAUGGAGAUUCUGACUCGCGACAAAAGAAAAGGUUUGAAGUGGUACACGUUGUCCUUUGGAGUAAUGUAACAGAUGUACUAGACUUUGAUGAGAGUUUCAAAAAUCAUGUGGCUGAUUUACCAUGGCUAGUGGUACCUAAUGAAGAUUAUGAAAGAAAGACAAGACUAACACGAAGGUAUCGUAUCAAGUCUGGAGUGCCAACGUUGAUCCUUUUAGAAGGAGCAAGUGGAUCUGUGGUGACACGAGGAGGUGUUGAACGUGUUCUAGAAGAUCCAAGUGGCGUUAACUUUCCAUGGAGACCUCCACAUCCAAAAGCAACGCUUGAGGAUGGGCCCCUAUUAGCGUGUGGAGCGAGGGAAAGUAAAGAACCAAUGCUCCAUGAAGAAUUAAGACAUUACAUCAAGGGUGUAUAUUUUAGUGCUCACUGGUGCCCACCAUGUCGAGCUUUUACUCCACAAUUGGUAGAUACUUAUCAACGAAUAAGGGAAAGAGGUCACAAUUUUGAAGUUAUAUUCGUCAGCUCUGAUCGGAGUGAAGAAUCUUAUAACGUACAUAUUGAAUCGAUGCCAUGGUUAAGGAUACCGUUUGGACAUGAAGAGCGAAGGAAAAAGUUGGCAAUAGCCCUCGAUGUUCAAGCGAUACCUACACUUGUCAUCCUCGAUCCUCGGGACAAUAUCAUCACUCUUGAGGGUCGUGGAGAACUUCUAGAAGACCCUGAGGGGCUGAAUUUCCCCUGGACCACCCGACUGGUUAACAUUUUAACCGAAAAAUACGCCACAUCAUUGCACGAUGCUCCUGCAAUAAUUUUAUUUGUUGCUUCAGAGGGUGAAGACUGUGAAAUUCAAUUUGGUGAAAGUGUUCUCUUACCAUCUGCAGAAGCUUACAGGAGAGAGAAACCAGACUAUGAUCCCAAUUAUGAUGAUCCUGAUGAUAUGCUUCAAUUUUACAUCGCUUUAGACUGCGAAACGUCGGACAUUCUACGAGAAUUUGUAGGACUGGAUGACGCGGUACCAUUGCUCACUGCCAUUGAUAUCCCACGAGGAAUUUAUGCUGUGAUGGAAGACGGUGCAGAAAUAACAGUAGAUUCUGUUCAGCAAUUUGUUGAUGGCUUUAGAAAUGACAAACUACCAAUAAAUAAAAUAGCUGCAGUGCAAAAAUCUUCAAAAAAUGAGAAAACAACUAUUUAAAGUACUUAAAAUAUCUUUACA
Molecule: messenger RNA, 1595 nt
Organism: Chelonus insularis
Lineage: Eukaryota; Metazoa; Arthropoda; Insecta; Hymenoptera; Braconidae
Product: nucleoredoxin-like
Exons: 7
Coding region: 36-1574 (512 amino acids)
Biological process (GO): negative regulation of Wnt signaling pathway; negative regulation of protein ubiquitination
Cellular component (GO): nucleus
Molecular function (GO): thioredoxin-disulfide reductase (NADPH) activity
Source: RefSeq, a predicted model, not a curated record